AUGCACCAAAGCAAAUGGCGGCUCUUUAAACGUAAGGUCUUCUGUCAAAAUAUAAAUGAUGGCCACCCAAACUGUAUGCACUGGAUACUGCUAAAACAACCCGGAAAGUAUACUAUGCAACCUUGGUCAAUAUAUCAGCUGGGUCGUUUAUAGCCUAAAGCCAUGGAUGUUGAAGUGAUGGUAAUGAUUUUAAUAUAGAAUUUGCUGAAAAGGUUUAGAGAUAUUUUUUGUGUUCGAAUUUGUUAUGCUGCAAGAUGUCUUUACCAGGGAUUGUUAAAGUUUCAUCAUUGAAUAACUGGUUUACAACUGAAGUUCAACAUAUGAUGCAUGGAUUUGGUGAUUGUAAAAAGCCACUUCAUGAUUCAGCAUUUUUGGUGCAAGAUCUAGUUCAUAAACAGAUGGCAAAUCUUCUUCAACAAGCAGCAGAAGUAGCCUCAACAAGAACCAGUCGAUUUAUAGGUAUAGAAGAUAUUGUGUUUUUGAUGAGAAAAGACAAGAUUAAAUUAAGAAGGUUAUUAAGAUAUAUGAAGGUUAAAGAUACAAAAGCUUUAGCAUUAAGAUCAGCUGGACUUGAGGAGGAAGAAAAUCAAGAGGCAAGUGAGAAGCCCCCACCAGCCGGUAGUGUACCUAUGUAUAAAAGAAGAAAAGUUUGUUAUGAUUUUCUUUCAUCAAUAGAUCAAACAGGGGAACUAAUAGCUCUGUUUGAUGAUGAGGGUUUUGAUGAAAUCAAGCAUGAACGUAUGGUGAGAGCUGAACUACAGAGUAGAAAUUUAGAUACUAAGCAAUAUGCAGAGUUUUGUGAAGCUCGACAAUCUGGAUUUAGUCGAAAAUACAAAUUCCAAAGAUUUAAAGAAUGGUUGAUGGCCGGAGUCAAUGUUGAUAUUAAACCUAAUCCACAUGCAUUAGAAGUUAUAAGUUAUCUAGCUUAUGAAACUGUGGCAGAGAUAGUUGAUCUGGCUCUGAUAGUUAAACAAGAUAUGAGAGCAACUGUCAGUGAUCCAAUGCAGAAAACUUUACCUCAACUAUGUCAUAAUUAUCAUGAUGCUGAAAAUCUUGUUAAAUCUGCAGUGGGUGGACUUGGAUCUCCGUCAGGUCAACAAAGUCCUCCAUCAACACCAUCUACACCAUCGAUACAAGCCAGUACUGCAGCACCACCAUUACUUACAAAUCAAACUUCUGUAUCAUCUAACAAAUCUAAAUCAAAGAAACGCAGGAAGAGUGGACAGACCAGUAAUAUAGAGUCUCAAGGAGACAAAGUUAUUCACCCUUCAGAUAUUCAAGAAGCUCUCAGAAGAUAUGGACAGAGUAUAGGCCCAUUUGCUUCAACAACUAAAGUAAAUACCAUGGUAUCUCCCAAGCAAAACUUACUGUGUCUGUGAUAUAAUAAUUGAUAUACUGCUGAAGAUGCUGAACAUAAAGUCUGAUCAAAUCUUACAGCUGAGAUUAACUGUUUUAAUAGGUAGUGCAAGACAACUGUGCACACAAAAAUUUGAAGAAAUCAGACAACUUAAAUUUAGCACAAUUGCAAAUAUUGAGUGACAUAAAAACUUCCAAAUGAAGUAAAUGGAUCAAGUGACAUUAAAUAUCUUGUGUUUAGGGUUUGUACUUGUUAAGUGCUAACAUGGUGUAUUUGUAUUAUUUAUAGCAUAAAUAAAAAGAAAAACUGUU
Messenger RNA from Patella vulgata (common limpet), 1668 nucleotides. RefSeq names its product transcription initiation protein SPT3 homolog. The record is from RefSeq and is a predicted model, not a curated record. Gene Ontology annotation, molecular function: protein heterodimerization activity; transcription coactivator activity. Gene Ontology annotation, biological process: transcription by RNA polymerase II. Lineage: Eukaryota; Metazoa; Mollusca; Gastropoda; Patellidae. The coding region runs from base 255 to 1379 and encodes 374 amino acids. The transcript has 13 exons.